AUGGCGACCAACGCGACAGGAUGGGCACAGCUACGGCAGCAGGCAAGAGCGCAAGAGACACAAACAGAAACGCUCUUCCACUCAUACGCCCAGUUCGCCUCGAAAACAGACCUAGAAGCCAAGCCCAGCGACGAAGAAAAGAAACUCGAAGACCAGCUCAACGAGAUCCUCGAAAAGCGAUCCUCCCUCCUCUCCCAACUCGCCCGCGUCCUCGACUCAGAACCCACCCCCUCAGCCCUCAAAUCCACCAACCUCGCCCGACACCGCGAAAUCCUCACCCAACACCGCACCGAGCUCUCGCGCCUCAAGUCGCAAAUCUCCCACACCCGAGAACGCGCGAACCUCCUGUCCAAUGUGCGAAACGAUAUCGAUGCCUACCGGUCGGCGCAGAACCCCGAAGCGGCAGAAGCGGAGUAUAUGCUGGAUGAGAGGAGGAGGUUGGACAAUAGCCACAAUGUGGCGGAUUCGGUAUUGAGCCAGGCGUAUGCGGUCAAUGAGAGCUUUGGACUGCAGAGGGAGAGCUUGACGAGUAUACAGAGAAGGAUUACUGGUGCUGCGGCUCAGAUACCCGGCAUCAACAGUUUGAUGCAGAGGAUAGGAAGCAAGAAGCGGAGAGAUGGGAUUAUACUGGGCUCUUUCAUUGCGAUAUGUUUCUUGGUACUUCUAUGGCUGUGGUAA
This is a messenger RNA of Zasmidium cellare ATCC 36951, 678 nucleotides long. RefSeq lists its product as uncharacterized. Bases 1 to 678 code for a protein of 225 amino acids. Gene Ontology annotation, biological process: vesicle fusion; endoplasmic reticulum to Golgi vesicle-mediated transport. NCBI's taxonomy places the organism in Eukaryota, Fungi, Ascomycota, Dothideomycetes, Mycosphaerellales, Mycosphaerellaceae. The transcript is spliced from 3 exons. Gene Ontology annotation, molecular function: SNAP receptor activity. Gene Ontology annotation, cellular component: SNARE complex; Golgi medial cisterna; Golgi membrane. The record is from RefSeq and is a predicted model, not a curated record.